AUGCAUCGAAUGGCCCUGCUGACCAUGCUUCUUCCGGCCUCUGUGCCGGGGCUUGGGCUUGUCGACCGCACUCGCUGCAUGGAGAUGGCUCUGAUUCAUGACCUCGCAGAAGCCCUUGUUGGCGACGUGACCCCACAUGACAACGUGCCGAAAACGGACAAACAUCAGCGCGAACAGACGAGCAUGGCUGCAAUCCUGGCAGCAUUGCCCCCCGCCUUUCAGGACCGAGGCCAACACUUGAACGAGCUAUGGAACCUUUACGAGCAAGGCCAAAGUCCUGAGGCGCUUCUUGUGAAAGACCUCGACCGUUAUGACAUGCUCGUGCAAGCACUCGAUUAUGAAACCACGGAGGGUCGGCUCAGCGUGGGUGAACUCGAGACAUUCUUUGCCUCGACACUAGGUACCUAG
Messenger RNA from Monosiga brevicollis MX1, 408 nucleotides. RefSeq lists its product as uncharacterized. Bases 1 to 408 code for a protein of 135 amino acids. Gene Ontology annotation, molecular function: 5'-deoxynucleotidase activity. NCBI's taxonomy places the organism in Eukaryota, Choanoflagellata, Craspedida, Salpingoecidae. Gene Ontology annotation, cellular component: cytoplasm. The record is from RefSeq and is a predicted model, not a curated record. The transcript has 4 exons.